ACCCACAUGGCGCAGUGAGUUUCAGUGAAAAGACAGUAAAGAGAGGAACCGGCAGUGUGACUCAGCCAUGCAGCGUCCUCGUGUUCAGUGACUACCCUCAUGUUGUGAAGUGUCUGAGUGACUUGUGUGGUGUUAGUGAAGUGCAGUGAUCUCUUGUGGUGUAGUAUGUGCAGGGAAUACAGCUGUGAUUCAAUUCCCCCGCAUUUUUGGUCAUUUUGGCUAUAGCAACGCUCUACACCACCACGCAUCCAGUCUGCAGCGGCACUGGCCCUCUCGCCGCACCACACCGCCCGAGAGAAGAAGCUCCGCCCCUUCGUGACGUCGAGCUCCGGGAUUGGCCGACCGUGCCCAACAGCUCUGACGUCGCGGCGUCCGUCUGCGAGGCGCCACGAGGAAACUCCGAACCACCAGACACGCAGAUUAUAGUUUAUAUAAACCAAAAUGCCUAAAAAGACGAAAGCAGCGGCUAAACAAGAGGAAGUCACGCCGUCUCCCUCAUCGCCAUCGCCACCAGAAGCGCAGCCAGCUAUGGAUGUACUAUCGCAAAUGAUGGAAAUUUGGCGGCAAGAGGCGGAGGAGAGGAAACAGGCGGAAAAACAACGUCGACAAGAGGACGAGGAACGACGACGAGAGGAAGAUCGCCGACGACAAGAAGACGAGGAACGACGACGCGAGGAAGAUCGCCGACGACAAGAAGACGAGGAACGACGACGAGAGGAGGAUCGCCGACGACAAGAAGACGAGGAACGACGACGGCAAGAGGAAGACAGGCGAAGACAGGAGGAAGACAGACGUAGAAGAGAGGACGACGAGCAGAGAAGGAAGGCUGAGGUACAACGAUUCUUGCAGCUGUUUGCUACCCUCACCACGUCUCCCACUCCCCCGCAGACUGUAGGACCACAGCCUGCUGUCGCCACGGACCUUCCGGCUUCGGCGCCUUCGUCAGGUACUCCAGCAAUGAAGGCUUCAGUCCAGCCUCCCUCACCCCUCGCCCAAGAUGUUACUUUGCGGUCGUUCAAAGAAUGGCGACAACGCUGGGAUGACUAUGCUGUCAUGAUUGACCUGCAUAACCUGCCUCAGCAUAAGCAAUUAAUACACUUGCGUGCGUGCUUAUCUGCUGACAUGAGAGGAACACUGGAGCACAGUUUAGGCGUGUCUCCAGCCUCAGAUUUGCCUCUAAUGGAUGUCCUCCAGCGAAUCCAGAACUUCGUCCGAGACCAAAAGAAUGAGGCUUUACGACGUCUCACCUUUUCCCAGUGCAGGCAGGCCCACAAUGAGAAAUUUACAGAUUUUUAUGUACGCCUAAAGCAAGCUGCAAACGAUGUGGAUCUGUGUAAAGGACAUAGCAAUGCUUGUAUCGAGACCCAAAUCAAUCAUGCCAUCUUGAUAGGUGUUAAAGAUGAAGAGACCAAACAACGCCUGUUAGAGAUGAAGUCCGACGCCACCCUCGAUGACGUAAUAACUGUGUGUAGAUCUCGUGAGGCUGCCGAGUUUACCACCCAAGAACUACGCCCAUUGCAACCAGCUACACGUGCAUUGCCUGUUUAUAAGCAAAAAAUACGGCGAGCUGUCAAAGAUAACACUGAAGAACCCUGCCGAAAAGCCACCAGUCGCCCUACCAAGUCUCCAAAACCACAGCCAAAAGAACUUUGUGACCAUUGUGGAUACAGGACACAUGUCAAGAAGUGCCCUGCUUCUACUAGCACCUGCCGUACCUGUGGCAAAGUAGGUCACUUUGCCAGCCGUUGUCAGUCAUCGAAGAAGAAAAGGAUGCCACCCACAGAAGGGAAUGUUCUUUAAGUUUCCCAAGUUUCGCACAACAUAGCCAAAGUCUGCGCAGUUGAAACUGAAUCCCGAGUAGGCCCUGCAUCUCCGACGAUUAGAUUGUUAGUGCAGUCAGGAGACUCUUUAUAGACUGCAUACCUGACACAGGAUCUGACACAACCGUGAUGGAUGUUACCCUUCUCAAGUCUCUAGGAUUAACCACAGACA
Messenger RNA from Penaeus indicus, 1992 nucleotides. Its product is annotated as centrosome and spindle pole-associated protein 1-like. The transcript has a single exon. Lineage: Eukaryota; Metazoa; Arthropoda; Malacostraca; Decapoda; Penaeidae. The coding region runs from base 442 to 1800 and encodes 452 amino acids. Gene Ontology annotation, molecular function: nucleic acid binding; zinc ion binding. The record is from RefSeq and is a predicted model, not a curated record.